This is a messenger RNA of Cladocopium goreaui, 2330 nucleotides long. NCBI's taxonomy places the organism in Eukaryota, Dinophyceae, Suessiales, Symbiodiniaceae. The record is from the annotation of a GenBank genome assembly.
AUGGCACCUGCUGUCAUAUCCAAAGAACGACAUCGGGCCACGAGAGGCCACUCUGCUCGUCUAUUGCUUUUACUCGUCCUAGGCGUCUCUGGCAGCUUCGUGCCCGGCUUGGCGCGCGAAGCGCUGCGCUUCGACACGGGGGGAAUGCGCCUGCAGCGACGCGCGACGCAAGUUGAAGAGGUGACAGAGACUGAAGUGAAAGUGGAUCCCGUGGAAAAGCUGUGUGCAAAGCUUCCCUUGCUCACGGGCCGAAAGAAUCACACGGAAGAAAGUUUGGAUUUUAAGGUGCUGGGCUCCAAAGUUGGAACCUCUGUGGAGCUGACUCUGCCUCCACUGCAGUAUUGGCAAUACAUGCGGGGGAAAGGCAAGACUCUGCGAAAGCGAGAAUUGCCCAAGUUCCAAUCCAAUGCUGAUAGCUUGGUGACAGCCAAGGAACAGGCAGCCGAAGCCGCCUUGUCCAGUCUCUUCCGAAUCGUGGACACGCGCUUGUCCAGCAGUAACAACCAGGCCUUUGCCCGGGUCAUGGCUGGCAUUUUCAAUGAUGGCGUGGAAAUUGCUCAGAUCCGAUUUCCCGCGAUCGAUGAAACUCAGAGAAGUCCAGGCAACUUCCUCUACGCCUUGGCCUACCUCGCGCGGCAGGUUUCCGCCGAGGCCCCGAAGCGGAUCCUGACGGCCUGCCACCUGCGGCGCCUCCGGGACCGACCGGACUGGCUGCAGGGCUUCGUGCAGCAGAAGCAACGAUUGGUGAUGCCACAAAACACCAGCAUUUUGUCCGUCUCUGCCGACACGCAGCCCAAUAACCUGGCAGCGUAUAUGGAGAAGGCCCUGCGGGAGAAAGGUGCGGUGAAGCUUCAGCUUGCAGGAACUAAGUCGGCGGACCAAGCGUUGCUGGCAUUGAGGGAUCUGAACCUCCAGUAUUCGCACCGCUUCUGCUCCUACUUCAUGCACGGCACCUUUCAGAAUGCCACAGGUGCAGGGUACAAAGAAGCCUUGCGAAGGUGGAGCUACAAGGAGCAUGCCCUGAUGUUUGUGGACCGUAUGUUUGCUUAUGACUUGGGUCCUGUACUCUUCAAGCCGGCAGAGGCGCUUCUGCUUUUUCAAAAACCAGUCCUCAGCAGCUUGGUUCGGAUCGCCAUGUCGGAAGCCAACAAGGAGGAGAUCGAGAAGUGCAAGCAGAUUGCGCAAGCUGCACUGGCGGCUGGAGAUGCCGAAAAAGCAUCUCGCUUCCUUCAGAAGGCCAAGCGCAUGUGUCCAACGGACACAUCCAUCGAUGACCUCCUAGCCAAGGCCGCCGCCGGCGCCACCGGCGGCAGCUCCCCCGGCGCCUCGCCGUCGCCUGGCGCCGCGCGCGCGCCGGACCCGACGGCCUCAGAGGGGCCGAGGCAACGCGCCGCGGCGAGCAACGUGCGAACCACCAAGGAUGGCAAACAAUACACCUCCGAGCAAAUGCAGUUGGUGCAGCGCAUCCUCCGAACCAAGGACUAUUACGACAUCUUGGAGGUUCCAAAGAAUGCAAAUGAGGAGGUCGCAAAGAAGGCCUACCGAAAGUUGGCUUUGAAGCUGCACCCCGACAAGAACGGUGCGCCCGGAGCCGACGAGGCGUUCAAGAAGCUCAGCAAAGCAUUCCAAUGCCUUACGGACCCCGAGAAAAAGCAAGUCUAUGACACCUAUGGGGAUGAGGAGCGAAUGCCACAGCAACAGCGCCACCACUACCAGCAGGAUUUCAUGACUCCCGAGGACCUGUUUGCCGCGUUUUUCGGUGGCGGUCCGGCAUUCCAUCAACAUCACCAUGGGCCCCGACACCGACAUCACCAUGACGAUGGGCAGAUGCAGCGUGUGCAAAUCUUUCAGGCUCUGCCGGUACUGCUCUUGGUACUCUUGACGUUGGCCUCCAAUUUUGCCGCGAAGGACGGUGGUAGCAAGUUUUCCUUUCAGCCAAACAAUGCCUACCGCAACGAACGAAGUACUGCCACCCUGAACGUGGCCUACUACGUGACGGACGAUUUCGAGGAGCACUACAACGAGGGCACCCGCAAUCUGGCGGAGUUUGACCGACAGGUGGAAAUCUACCACAUCCGAAGCCUACACAGCGACUGUGACUACCAGGAAAAGACGCAGUACAAGAAGGUGUUGGCCGCGAAGCGCCGCGGGAGUCAGGAGGAUCUCCAAGCGGCCCGGAACCAUCCACGACCGGCCUGCAAGGAACUGGAGCGGGUCAAGAAAAAGUUCCCCGCUCUUUUCCGCUCGGCCAUGUUCAUGGGCGGCUACUGAGAAGGCUGUAAGGGUUUCAAGCAGCUGCUGUCAUGUGGUUGGCAAUCUCAACAGUUUAG